Molecule: messenger RNA, 3999 nt
Organism: Clarias gariepinus (North African catfish)
Lineage: Eukaryota; Metazoa; Chordata; Actinopteri; Siluriformes; Clariidae
Product: calpain-1 catalytic subunit-like
Exons: 22
Coding region: 325-2439 (704 amino acids)
Biological process (GO): proteolysis
Cellular component (GO): cytoplasm
Molecular function (GO): calcium ion binding; calcium-dependent cysteine-type endopeptidase activity
Source: RefSeq, a predicted model, not a curated record
GCGCAUGCGCACAGAGCUGGGCGGUUCUGACAGAAAACCAGGUGUGGAAAUCUCUCUCUUCGCCCGAAUGGCACCAUAAAAAAAAACUCUUCAUUACGGACGCUUUUGUUUCGGCACGCGCACCGCACAGGCUCACGGACUCCCAGGACCAGCCUUCACUUUUUCAUCACAUGAGCCUGCCUCCAGCUUUUCCUUCACUCUUCACUCCUUAAAACGGUGAAGCGGACCAUCCGGAACCUCAUUGGCUUAACCGUCCCCCGCCUGGACUGUUGUCAACUGUUAUCUUUUUUUUUUUUUUUUUUUUUUUGACGUCUCAGACCUGUCAUGGAGCCCAUUUGCGCUAUGGGAAUGGCGGCCAGGCUGCGCAGUCAGUGGGACCGAGAUGAUGGCUGGGGCCAGAACCACAAGGCUGUCAAGUUUUUGGGUCAGGACUACGAGAUGCUGAGGUCUCAGUGCCUCCAGCGCAGGACCUUGUUUGAGGAUUCCUACUUUCCUGCCAGCGGCACCUCGCUGGGAUUUAACGAGCUCGGGCCACGCUCCUCCAAAACGCAGGGUGUGCGCUGGAUGAGGCCAACAGAGAUCUGCUCUCGCCCUGAGUUCAUCAUGCAUGGAGCCACUCGCACAGAUAUAUGUCAGGGAGCCCUGGGUGAUUGUUGGCUGCUGGCUGCGAUCGCGUCUCUCACUCUUAAUGAUGACCUGCUGCACCGCGUGGUUCCACAUGGACAGAGCUUCAGAGACGGAUACGCUGGGAUCUUUCACUUUCAGUUCUGGCAGUUUGGUGAGUGGCUCGACGUGGUGAUUGAUGACAGGCUGCCAGUUAAAGAUGGGAAGCUGCUGUUCGUGCACUCGGCAGAAGGCGGCGAGUUCUGGAGCGCUCUGGUGGAAAAGGCCUAUGCUAAGCUGAACGGCUGCUAUGAGGCUCUCUCAGGAGGCAGCACGUCAGAAGGAUUCGAGGACUUCACGGGUGGCGUGACGGAGAUGUACGAGCUGAGUAAACCUCCUGCUGAUCUUUUCAGUAUCAUAAGGAGGGCUGUGGAGAGAGGAUCACUAAUGGGCUGCUCCAUAGAUAUCUCUAAUACGCGGGACAUGGAGGCCGUCACCUUCAAGAAGCUGGUUAAAGGCCACGCCUACUCCGUGACAGCAGUGGACGAGGUGGUGUACAGAGGAACCCCCACCAAACUGGUGCGCAUCAGAAACCCCUGGGGAGAGGUGGAGUGGACUGGAGCCUGGAGCGAUAAUGCCAGAGAGUGGGACAGUGUGGACGCGUCCACCAGGAGCAGACUGCAGAACCGCAGCGAAGACGGAGAGUUCUGGAUGUCGUUCCAGGACUUCCUGCGAGAGUUUAGCCGGUUGGAGAUCUGUAACCUGACAGCGGACGCUCUGGAAGCCAGUCAGGUGAAGAAGUGGAGCACGUCUCUCUACCAGGGCGAGUGGAGGAGAGGCAGCACAGCUGGUGGUUGCAGGAACUUCCCAGCUACAUUUUGGAUUAACCCUCAAUUCAAGAUCACCCUGAAGAACCCGGAUGUUGCAGGACACAACGAUUGCACCUUCCUGGUGGCUCUGAUGCAGAAAGACCGCAGGAAACAGCGCAAAGAGGGAAAAGACAUGGAGACCAUCGGCUUUGCGAUAUACGAGGUUCCCAGAGAGUUUGCAGGUCAGUCAGGAGUUCACUUGAAGCAGAGCUUCUUCAUGACACACGGCUCCACAGCUCGUUCUGAGCUCUUCAUUAACCUGCGUGAGGUCAGCUCACGCUUCCGCCUUCCUCCUGGAGAAUACAUCAUCGUGCCGUCCACGUUCGAGCCGCAGAAGGAGGGCGACUUCGUGCUGCGUGUCUUCUCUGAAAAACCUGCCGACUCGGAGGAGAUGGAUGAUGAAAUCAAAGCUGAUCUUCCCAAAGUGGAUGUUUUGGAUGAGAGUCAAAUUGAUGCCGGAUUCAAGAGUCUGUUCAGACAGCUGGCAGGAGCGGACAUGGAGAUCAGUGUUACAGAGCUCCAGACCAUUCUGAACAGAAUCGUCAAGAAGCACAAGGAUCUGAAGACAGACGGCUUUACUUUGGAGGCAUGUCGCAGUAUGAUCAACCUCAUGGACACAGAUGGCAGCGGUAAACUGGGUCUCACAGAGUUCCAUGUACUGUGGGAGAAAAUCAGAAACUAUCUGGAAGUGUUUAGGAAGUUUGAUAUAGACAAAUCUGGGGCAAUGAGCUCCUAUGAGAUGCGUAUGGCCCUUGAAUCAGCAGGCUUCAAGCUGGACAAUCGUAUAUUCCAGCUGAUUAUUCUGCGCUACACGGAGCAGGACUUGAAUGUCGACUUUGACAAUUUUGUCACUUGUCUAGUGCGUCUGGAGACCAUGUUCAAGACAUUUUAUAGCUUAGACACUGACAAAGAUGGAUUCAUCUCUCUAAACUUCCAACAGUGGCUAUCUUUGACCAUGUUUGCAUAAACAGACAGACAUCUGGAUGCCAGUCUGCUUGCACUGAGACCCACAUCUUCCUGCGUCUGGUCCAGAAGUGCCUUAUUCAUAUUGUCAUUAGUAUUGCUCAAGGUGAUGGUAUUCAAUCAGUGUUUUAGUCCCAUUGCUAUUUUUAAAGGUGUACUGGUUUCACAACUGGUCAAAUGUUUUAUUAUGUUUAGAGUCAUGUAUACAAGAAGCCACACUCUGUCCUAUGUGUCAUUUGUGCAUAAACCAAAACAGCAAGCCACUGUCUUAUAUGAAUACAAUAUACAUAAAGUCAACAAUCUCAACCGUAAGAAGUGCCAGACAGUGUAGUGUUUACAGCCUCUCUGACCAGGUUUAUGCCAGCAAUCUCACUUUUCCAGGCCACUUGUAGGACUCCUAAGUUUACCUUGUUGCCAGAUACGUAUGUUUUCACUUCCUGCGCCAAAUGGAGCUCUCCUUCUCAAUCAUGUGUCAAUCAAUUCCAGCUGAGACUGUUCCACAGUGUAUAUGACAUAACCUAAGGUAAUGACAGUAACUGUCAUUAUUUAACAUGAACAAACUGAAUGUCAGCAUUAAAACAACAAAAAUCAUCUCAACCAGGUAAAUUUUUAACAUCAAGCUCAUCAAGUUUCUUUUUAAUGAUAAAUCAAAUAAGCCAUAUAACCAACACUUUCAUUAACCAAAAUUCAGACCAUCGCUGAGUAAAAUUAAGUCCACACUGAAAUGUUUUCACAAUUUACAGCUAAAAAUCCACAUCAACUAUUUAAACAAACAUUCAUAUACAGAAUAUAUAGUGUAUUUAUUUACUUUGAAGAAAUUACUCAUGGUUUAUUAUUACUGAUAUUUAUGGUUGGUUCAUGUUAACUAAUGCAGUAAAGAAAGAGACUUAAGGGAGCAUUAAUAUAAAGUGAUUGAGAGUUUUCAGUUUUUUUUUUAUUUUGGAUGCACGUGUGCAGGCUGUUAAGUCGGCAUUAUUACUAUUGAUUUGUAUUUAAAAACAAAAUAAAAUAAAAAGUUGUUUUUAUUAGUUGUUUUUAGGUUUGUGUAGUUUUAGGUCAUGGAGCAAACACCUGCAUGAACUAUGUUUCUUGGGUACUGGGCUAUCUGGAAAUAUGGGUGCCAUUACAUAUAAUAAUGUAAUAACACACCAAAAAUCAAUCCCAUACCUGAAUACUCCUGAACAAAAAUGCACUUAUUUAAGAAGCAAAUACACAGCAGUAAGUUAAAGAUGCCUGUUCCUAUAGAUGGUUUGGUGUGAUUUCUGCAGGGAACAACAAUCAAUCUACUUUUGAUAAGGGAGGCAGUUACUACAGACCGUGUCACCUGUCGGUCUGAUUGAAUGUACAUGCAAAACACAACAAAAGUGAAAUGACUGCAUAUUUAGAAUGCAGAGAUGAAUAUGAGGAAAUAAGUUUUGUUGCCAAAUGCAUGAUGUUAUGAAAGCUAUGCAGAUAUGCCGUUAAUUCUCUUCUCUUAAUGCUGGUGCCUGUAUUGUGGUCUUUUUGCUCUGGUCAAAAGGCACAUCCUGUUUUCUAUAUUCAGAUAUGUUUGUUUUCAAUAAAU